UCGACGAGUCCAGGCCUCAGGUUAUACACUCAUACAUCGGGGAUACAUCGGCCUCUCUGAAGAAAGGUGAUAGAGAUCGACCUCGUGAGUUCGCAUAUACGAAACGUACGCAGAGAUGGAGGCUAACCACGCUGAAGCGGGUCGGCAGGUUGCAGCUGCUACGAGCAGAAUCGCGAUGCUGAAGCCGGUGUACGCCGCGCCGCACCCGCUGGCCGGCGGCAAGGUCCAGCUGAGCGUCUUCGACCGCGCCGCCAUCGACACCUACGUGCCCAUCGUGCUGGCCUACCCCGCCCCGGCGCCGUCCAACGAGGCGCUCAAGGAGGGCCUCCUCCGGGCCAUCGCGCCCUACCCUCACCUGCUGGGGCGCUUCGCCCUCGACGCCCACGGCCGGCGCGUCCUGCACCUCAACAACGAGGGCGUGCUUGUCAUCGAGGCCGACGUCCCGGCCGACUUGGCCGACGUGCUUGCCGCCGGCGGCAUGACCACGGACGUCGACGGCUUUUACCCUAGUGUGCCUGACCCUGAGGAGAGCAUUGGAGCGGCAUUGCUGCAGGUUAAGCUGAGCCGCUACAGGUGCGGCGGCCUCCUGCUGGGCGUGAUAUGCCACCACCGCAUCGCCGACGGCCACGCAGCGAGCACUUUCUACGGCGCGUGGGCGACGGCGGUGCGCGAGGGCAAGGGCUUCAUCGUGCCGUCGCCUUUCAUAGACCGCGCGGCCACCGCCGUGCCACGCCGCACGCCCAAGCCGGUGUUCGACCACCGGUCCAUCGAGUUCAAGGGAGGAGAAGGCAGCGGCUCGAGCCAGUCCGAUGCCCUUCUCCCCAUGGACAAGAUCAAGAACAUCACGGUGAACUUCACUGCAGAGUUCAUGGCGGAGCUCAGGUCCCGCGUCGGGGCACGGUGCAGCACGUUCCAGUGCCUGCUGGCGCACGUGUGGAAGAAGAUGACGGCGGCGCGGGGCCUGAGCCCGGAGGAGUUCACGCAGGUGAGGGUGGCCGUGAACUGCAGGGGCAGGGCCAACCCACCCGUGUCCAUGGACUUCUUCGGGAACAUGGUGCUCUGGGCGUUCCCGAGGCUCCAGGUCCGGGACGUGCUGGGCUUGAGCUACGGCGGCGUGGUCGGCGCCAUCCGCGACGCCGCGGCGCGCAUCGACGACGAGUACGUGCAAUCCUUCGUGGACUUCGGCGGAGUGGCGGACGCGAACGGGGAGGAGCUCGAGGCGACGUCGACUUGCGGGACGAUGCUCUGUCCGGACGUCGAGGUGGAUAGCUGGCUGGGGUUCAGGUUCCACCAGCUCGACUUUGGAACCGGGCCGCCCUCCGCGUUCCUGCCCGCGGGGUUGCCGGUCGAGGGGAUGAUGGUCUUCGUGCCGUCCCGCACGGUCAAGGGCAGCGUCGACCUCUUCAUGGCCCUCGCCGAGGAUCACGUCGCGCCAUUCAACAAGAUUUGCUACUCCCUGGAUGAUAUCCUCCCAUCCAGGAUGUAAAAUUACAAAACUGAAAGCAUCAUGCAUUACUUGUUUACAAUAAUACAAGAAAUACACACCGAUAGUUCUUCAUAUAUAUGAUAUCGUUACACAGAAACUUGUCAAGUUGCUCAAAGCUUGCAAACUUUGACUUACACAGAAACCAA
This is a messenger RNA of Hordeum vulgare subsp. vulgare (domesticated barley), 1632 nucleotides long. Its product is annotated as tryptamine benzoyltransferase 1-like. The coding region runs from base 116 to 1486 and encodes 456 amino acids. Gene Ontology annotation, molecular function: acyltransferase activity, transferring groups other than amino-acyl groups. NCBI's taxonomy places the organism in Eukaryota, Viridiplantae, Streptophyta, Magnoliopsida, Poales, Poaceae. The transcript has 2 exons. The record is from RefSeq and is a predicted model, not a curated record.